Molecule: messenger RNA, 1334 nt
Organism: Prorocentrum cordatum
Lineage: Eukaryota; Dinophyceae; Prorocentrales; Prorocentraceae
Source: the annotation of a GenBank genome assembly
AUGGAGGAGCUCCGCCUGGCGCAGGAGCUCGCCAACCUCCAGCAGGCCACCUCCGAGGCCCCCGUCCAAAAGGAGGGCCUCGCCGCACUCAAGUCGCAGUUGGAGGCGGCCUGCCAGCAGCUGUCAAAUCUCGAGGGCACGCAUCCCGACGCCAUCGCCGACGCCGAGGCUUCCCUGGCCCAGCACGCUGCCAAGGAGGCGGGCGGCGUGAACGUGCCGCGGCGCCACUCGGCGAAGAGCCCCCCGAUGCCAGGGGAAGACACGAGCGCCCCCGGGGUCGCGCCCACCCACCGCCACUUGGGCAAGCAACCCCUACAUCCGCAGGAGAAGAAGAAUAAGCAGCAGACCCUCACCAAUUACUUCAACCUCUCCAGCGGGAUCCCGGACCCCGGAAAGAUGGCCCCCCCGCGCCCGCGGAGCCAGGGCCCGGAGCAGAGGUGGCAGAGACAUUGCGACAAGAGAGCUCGCAACGGAGCUCAGCUCAUUCUUGUCACCUUCAAUGCGCAGACACUGGAACCGAAGGAGCGCCAGCAGCUACGCCGCAUCGGCGAGAGCGUCACCGCUCGCACGCACUACGUUGAGGACUUCUGCAACAGGCAUCACAUCCAGUUGGCAGGCAUCCAGGAGUCGCGUCUUCCCGAUUCAGGCCUCACGUUGACAGCCAUCUCGGCGCACGCCCCGGCGGCAUCAGCGCCCACGGAAGAGAAGCGCGCCUUCUGGGCGCCCCUCCAGAAAGAAUUGGCCGCUGCACUGCACCAGCGCGCCCCGGUCGUCCUCAUCGAUGGCAACGACGACGACGAGGCGGCCGGCGCCAACUCCAACUACCAGUUCGCCCUCGAGCGCCGCCUGGCGCACGACCUCCAAGACGCCGCCGAGUUAAGCGGCACCAUGGAGCCCGCCUGGUUCGGGAUCCCGGGCCACGAGAAGCGCGGCGACCACGUCUGGCUCGGCCCCCACUGGCACCGCAAGCUGCACGCCACAAGCGCCCUGCAGGAUUCGCUGUACUUCUCCGAACGAGAGGGCCACCGGGCAGUCAAGGCCACGGUCGCCUUGGACCACUCGCUGGGCCCGAGGCCUGCCCCCAGCCCCACGACGUCAACGGAGAAGCUGCGCGACCCCAAAGCACGCCGGGCCCUCGAAGAGGACACGUCCGCCCUCGCGGGCGAGCUCCAGCACAACGCCACUCAGGGCCCCGACGUCUACCACGCUCAGAUGAUCGAGCACGUUCAGGACCUCCAACGCGAGCACUUCUUCGCGCCGGCGUCACAAGUUCCCAAGAAGCCCUGGAUCUCUUCGACGAGCUGGGCUCUCAUCAAGAACACCCCGGGCAUCAG